Anas platyrhynchos (mallard) is the source of this 2389-nucleotide messenger RNA. RefSeq names its product secretory carrier membrane protein 2 (gene SCAMP2). Gene Ontology annotation, biological process: protein transport. Lineage: Eukaryota; Metazoa; Chordata; Aves; Anseriformes; Anatidae. Gene Ontology annotation, cellular component: trans-Golgi network membrane; recycling endosome membrane. The record is from RefSeq and is a predicted model, not a curated record.
GGGCGGGGAGAGCGGCGCAUGCGCCGUGGCGCUCCCGGAAGUGUCGGCGCGGCGGCGGCCGGGGCGGGAGCGCGGAGCGGAGCGGGGCGGGGAGCGCCGCCAUGGCGGGCUUCGACACCAACCCGUUCGCGGACCCGGUGGACGUGAACCCCUUCCAGGACCCCUCGGUGACACAGCUCACCAGCACGAGCCAGAGCGGCCUGGAUGAAUUCAACCCUUUCUCGGAGAGCUCCCAGCUGACAAAUGCGGCACGGACGACGCCCGCCACGCAGCCCGCCGGCCCCUCGCAGCCUGCCGUCCUGCAGACCUCAGUGGAGCCCACCCCGCAGGUGAGGCACGGCCCCGGGUGCUGCCUUCUGGGGGGGGGGGGGCAGCAGGGGGACGGGGGGGCUCCUGCUGUGCCCACCUGGGCUGGGGGAGGGCUUCUCGACCUUUCUCUCUCCCCCCUCUUUCAGGCUGUGGCCGCGGCGGCGCAGGCCGGGCUGCUGCAGCAGCAGGCAGAGCUGGAGAGGAAGGCGGCCGAGCUGGAGAAGAAGGAGAGGGAGCUGCAGAGCAACGCUGCCAGCAUCAACCCGAGGCAGAACAACUGGCCACCCCUGCCCAGGAGGUGCCCCAUCAAGCCCUGCUUCUACCAGGAUUUCUCCGCAGACAUCCCGGCCGACUACCAGCGGAUAUGCAAGAUGCUCUACUACCUGUGGAUGCUGCACUCGGUCACCCUGCUCCUCAACCUGCUCGCCUGCCUGGCGUGGUUCACGGUCCAGAAUGAAAGAGGCGUAGACUUCGGUCUCUCCAUCCUGUGGUUCGUUUUAUUCACUCCUUGUGCCUUCCUCUGCUGGUACCGACCGAUCUACAAGGCUUUCAGGUCUGACAGCUCCUUCAGCUUCUUCGUCUUCUUUUUCAUCUUCUUCUGCCAAAUCGCCAUCUACGUCAUCCAGGCUGUCGGCAUUCCUGGCUGGGGAGACAGUGGCUGGAUCGCGGCGCUGUCCGAGCUGCACGGGAACCUGGCCGUGGCCAUCAUCAUGAUGGUGGUGGCGGCGUUCUUCACGCUCUGCGCCGUCCUCUCGCUCUUCCUCCUCAAGCAGGUGCACUCCCUGUAUCGCCGCACGGGCGCCAGCUUCCAAAGGGCGCAGGAGGAGUUUUCCCAAGGCAUCCUCACCAACAGGAGCUUCCAGAACGCAGCGGCCGGGGCGGCCUCCUCGGCCGCACACGGAGCUUUCCGGGGGAAUUAGCCCCUCCUGGGGGGCUGCCCCCGCCUCGCCUCCCCUCCCGCCGUCGCCCCCACCUCCCUUUUCUACCGACGCACUUUCUGUGGGCACCACGCGAGCUCUGAGACGCCGACUCCAGCUGAGGAGAGGUCUGGUUUAGCUUCAGCUGGCCCAAGGUUGAUCACGGUUUCUUUUCCCUGGCCCGCUCGGGGGGGGCGUUUGUCUCCUCCUGCCCCCCCCAUCUGCGGCAGGGGGGCGAGGAGAAGCAGGAUUUUUGAUUUUACUUUCUCUCUUCUAUCAGCCUUUGCUCUGAACAACUUGAUGAUCUGCUGGUUUUGUUUUUUUUUUUUGGGGGGGGGGGGUUUGUAACUCGCAUGUAGCCUGUCGUUGAUUUUUUUAAGGGUGGGAGCUGCCCCCGCUGGGCUGCCACAGCCCCACGCUGCGUCCCCACCGCCCGCAGGGCACCAGCAGGAACCUGGGGGCUGUGGGGUCGGGGAGGGGGGGAAUUUCCCCGCCUCGUCCCCCCAUCACUGCCUCCUGCCAGCCCCGAGGCUGCGGACGGAUCCCCCUGCAGGGCCAGCUCCCAUUUUAUUUAAUUUUAACGGGGAAGAACUGGUUUCGUGCCUGGUUUUGGGGGAAUGGCAGGAUCCCCUCCUGCUGGGUGUGUCCUGGGGCCGUGCUCCCCCCCGCCCCCAGCCCCUUUCCACCUGUCCCCAGAUGUUGUAGGGAUUUGGGGCUUCCCCUCCCGAGCUCCUCGUUGCCCCCAAAUUCUCCAAAAUUUGCAGCUUUGAGCUGGAAGCUGCUGGUUGGGACACAGGGAGGUGUGCUGGUUGGGGGGGGGUUCUGUAAAAACAAGGGGGUGGGUAGCCCUGUGGUGAGUGCUUUUUUGGGGAAAAAAGGGGAAGAGCAGGGGGUGCUGGAGAGCCUUGAGGGUUUGAUUUCUGCCGUGAUGUUGGGGAUGGGGAAUUCUCCCUGCUGGGAAACCGCUCCCCCUGCUCCCUGGGGGGCUUGGGUUUGUUUUUCCUGGGUAAUAAAACCUGAUUUUUUUUGUAAAAGAAAAAAAAAAAAAAAAAAGUGAACAGCCAGCCCCUUUCUGGUGUUACUUUCCCCUUUUUCCUUGUCUGAUCUUUUCCCAGUAAAAAAAAGAGAAAAAAAAAUCAAUAUAAGGACGCGUCCCGUGAAAC